This is a messenger RNA of Chenopodium quinoa (quinoa), 1538 nucleotides long. Its product is annotated as peptide-N(4)-(N-acetyl-beta-glucosaminyl)asparagine amidase-like. The transcript is spliced from 5 exons. NCBI's taxonomy places the organism in Eukaryota, Viridiplantae, Streptophyta, Magnoliopsida, Caryophyllales, Amaranthaceae. Bases 326 to 625 code for a protein of 99 amino acids. The record is from RefSeq and is a predicted model, not a curated record.
UUUGCUUCCCUCUAUUCUCUAUUCUCACAUAAAGUACCUUUCUCCUUUUUCUCCAUUUUCCCCAUUCUCAAUUUCUCAUCACCAUUUUCCCAUUUUCUCCAUUUCUCCAUCUUCUUCAUCCAUUUGGUUAUCUUCUUCAUCAUGCAAUCUCCUAAAUCGUUCUAACCUUCUAUGAUUUUUCUGCUGGAUUAUAGAGUCCCUUUUGAUUAUUGCUCGGAUAAGUUAUUGGCAGGAGCUUGCAAUUGAUGAAUGGAAUACGAAUUGGGUUGAUCUUGCUUAAAGUUGGUGGGUCCACUACUUGUGCUAUCUUCUUCUUCAUUUUUUCAUGGAUAAACUUGAUGCUAAGAUUAUAGUGGCAAGCUAUUCAAUCACUUGCAGUCAGAUCAGAAGAUUUGCAAUCAGCUUGAUUGUUGAAGGAAGCAGUGAUGGAGGAUCCAAUUGGUAUGUUUUGGAUAGACAAACGUCUCAGAAAUUUGAUAGCUAUUUCCAGCGCAAACUGUACAGGGUGGGAUCGCGGCAUACACAAUCAAACGCCAUAAGGUUCACCUUUCUGUCAGUCCGAGAUGUUAAGUCGACGUUAAGGCUACAAAUUUGUAGUAUUUACUUAUAUGCAGGAAACUGCUAACAUCCAAUGAAAUGUACUAUUGAUUACAGGUGCCAGUUUGGUCGGAGGCAACUAUAAUACUUCUUUGAUUUUGGCUGACAUCUAUUUAUUCAAAUACGAGGGUUGAAUUUAUUUCAAAAUUUAUCAAGCUUGAGAAGUUUUAGACUGAGUAAAAAGAUGUAUUCAGUUUUCCCUCACAAUGUUGUAAAAAUGUCACCCGUACAUAACAACUACAGGAAUUGUUUUCUUAAAAAAAUAAAUAAAUAAAAAAAAAAAAAAAAAUCGAGGGAAUUUUUAAUUUUUAGUAUGUUAGUCAGAGUAGGAGAGAAAUGGGGAGAGGAGAGAAAACCGGUAUGGGGCUCACCAUUGUUAAAUAGCUAAAUGAAAAAAUCAUGAACCAAUAACGAUGUGAUUUGAGUUUAGGAUGUAUUAAAAGUCUAAAUUAUUGAUUUAAUCCCUAAACGAUGGUGAUUUUUCUUGGAAAGUGGAAGUUUUGCUUGUUAUGUUAGGGUGAUCAUAUUAAGCUAUUGGUACAUUUGGUAGUAUUUUAGAAUCAAGAGUAUUAUUGUGUUGAACUAUAGAUUAUGCUUAGUAACUCGAUUUUAGUUUAAGAUGUAUAAAAACUGCAAAUGAUUGAUGGAUUUACAAAAUGAUGGUGAUUAUUUGGGAGACAACAGUUCUAGUUAUUAGGUAGGGAAGUAGGGGUGUCCUUUUCUGUUAUCUGACUUAUCUCCUUCAAGAACUUCCUCAGAUUUGAUUUUGGGAAGCUUUGGAAAUAGUUUGAUGUUGUGUUAUGGGUUUUAGUUCUUAAAAUAGUUGUUGCUACACCUCUAUAUAUACUUGCCAAGUAGCACUAAUUAGACUUGUGUACAAAUUACUACAACAACUUGGUAUAAUGACUAACUGAUCUGACUAUACACCUCAUUAAGUUUCU